This is a messenger RNA of Cloeon dipterum, 1741 nucleotides long. Its product is annotated as transmembrane protein 169. Lineage: Eukaryota; Metazoa; Arthropoda; Insecta; Ephemeroptera; Baetidae. The record is from RefSeq and is a predicted model, not a curated record. The transcript is spliced from 3 exons. Bases 174 to 1121 code for a protein of 315 amino acids.
UCGUCGCGAGUCGCGACUCGCGAGCCGCCAGCGGGGGAAAGGGGGCUGCAUUGAAUGACAGGGAAGACACUGACACUGAAGACAGAGGCUGUAAAUAAACGAGGAGUGAGUAAACGAUGGCCGCUCCCUAAAAUCUGUCUGAGAUUAUUUUGAAUGCUUUGUCUUGUAUUAAAAUGGCUGAAAAGAAACCAGCUAACUUCCUACCUCCGAAGAAGAGGACCAGUGGCAAAAAGGGCACUGCAGGAAACGCCCAUGGUGACUUUAUUAUGAGCGUCCAGGGCGAGGGUAGGAGCCCGAUUACUUCUCCGUCUGACGAGGAACUAGACAAACUGGACACGAUUGGCGAGGCUGAGCCGAUGGUCAGCUCAUCGGCCACCCCUGAUUCUCAAUUAAUUGAGUCGAUAAGCACAGAUCAAAGCAGGAGUCCAAGUCUUGACAUCAUGGGAUCCAACCGACGAAAGAAAAAAGUGAAUAUUUGCACAGAGAACUCUGACGACCCUCUCGUUGCCAAGGCAGCCACCUCGACUUCCUCGCUGGACAGAAGCGAGUCCGAGCUAACCAGGCGCUCGCCCAGCGAAAACUUUUUGACCCUGACUGGAACAAUCAAAAGGGGUCGUAAGGCAGGGCAGAACGUGGACGUCAAGCUAAACAUGUCUCGCGAGGAGCUAGAAAUCAUCGAAGCCUCAAUCACAGAGAAGAACUUGAAGGAAACACCAUGCUUUGGAAUUCACAUUUUCGUCCUCUCAAUUAUCUGCAUUCCUUUUGUAACGAUCGCAGCUGCAGUUUACAAUUUUUACAUGGGCACGCUCACUUGGUAUAACAUUUUCACUCAUUUUUGCAACGGCCACAGCAAAAUAUUUUGCUCCAAAAUACUGUUUCCGCCGUUCGUCAUUCUUUUCUAUCCGUUUUUCAUUGUGUCCGUCUCGCUUUUCCUGGGUUUGUACGCAGGCAUAACUCAGGUGACAUUUGAUCUGACUCGUUGGAUGACUCAAGUGCAGGAUCUCGAAAAAGGGUUCUUUGGCUCGAUGUGCUCAGCCUUGAAACUUGAGGAUUGCUCGCCGUAUGAAGUUGUAAUCCUCGUAGAUAUAAAGCAGGAGCCGAUCUCACAGCCCGAAGCCUAACCCUCCCAACUUCUCACUGUCAGCAUAGCAAAUGAUGCUCAAACAUUUGGUGUUAUUUUUAAAAUUAUUCGCCAACGUUAACGUUAUUCCAGCGCACAGUUUGCAAACUGAUAAGACCUAAUUGCAAUUUAACCACGCACCGCACACGACCGAGAGCCAUAAUAAUAAUCAAAGUUUCUUUGGGAAGAUUUUAAAAUUUCAUCUCUUUACAUGAAUCGACUUGUUUUUCCCGCCGAUAUCUGCCAUAGUGAUACUUUUUAGAAUUAAUUGUAAUGGUAAUCAUUGAAGUCUAUAUAGAUGUUUAUAAUUUAUAAAUUUUUACAUUUAUACCGGAAACUACCCAAGCAUGUUUUAGACUAAGAAAUCUUUUAGAAGUUUUGUAUUCAAUGCGUACAACAUAGCAAAAUUGUUCUGUGAUAUUUGAAUGGUAUUCCAAAAAGGUGGAAAACACAUGUCAGUGCUCCCUGUGGUGAUAAAUUGAUUUGAUAUCAUUUUAUGCAAUUGUCGGAACGUUUUACAUAUCGAUGUUCUUUUGAUACUGCUUUUGAAUCCAAUGCAUUUAUAUCGUAUUAAUUUUUCUUUGUUCUGCCAUAAAUGCGUAUUAAACAUCAAAAAAUUAU